Molecule: messenger RNA, 1693 nt
Organism: Chelonus insularis
Lineage: Eukaryota; Metazoa; Arthropoda; Insecta; Hymenoptera; Braconidae
Gene: PIG-U
Product: phosphatidylinositol glycan anchor biosynthesis class U
Exons: 4
Coding region: 335-1645 (436 amino acids)
Biological process (GO): attachment of GPI anchor to protein
Cellular component (GO): GPI-anchor transamidase complex; membrane
Source: RefSeq, a predicted model, not a curated record
AAUAAAAAUUUACCAUUUAUAACUUAACAGUUAAAUUCCUGAUUAGAGUAGUAAUCAGCUGAUGGAUGAAAAAUCAACAUUGCCAACCAAAGGAACCGGUUUGUUUUUGUGAUUGGUGUUGAUAAGCGGGAGUACAUUAUUGUAAAAUUAUGAAACUUUAUUUUAAAGAAUAAUUCAUAAAUCCAUCAGUUAAAAAAUCAAUGAUAACAUUUGUUUAAUAUUAAAAUAAUAUUUUUAUAUGAUAAUGUUCAAAUAAAAGAAAUUUUCUCCAUAGAAACUCAUAUUGAAAGAAAGUCUAUAGUGUUAAGAGUAUAAUUAACAAUAUAAUAAUUUGAUGAAAAUGUUAACUUCCAAACAAUUUCUGUAUAUUGGAUUAGCUAGUGGAAUUCGAUUCCUAUUAAUUAAUUCGGAGCUCCAAAAUACAAUAAGUGAAAGGGUAGAAAUUUCAACCGCAUUAAAUUCAUGGAAGCGAGUCACUGAAGGUGUUCAACUUAGAGACUUUGGAAUAGAUCCUUACAGUGGUGAUUUAUUUCAUGAAACACCAUUAGGACUUGUUGUUUUUUCUUGGAUGCAUAAAUUUCUAUCAUUUCAGUCACUUAAAAUAAUAUUUAUUAUUACUGAUUUAUUGACAGCCUGGUUUAUUUAUUUAACAGCUCGAAAUUAUAUUGCUGAAGUAGCAAAAAAAGAAAAGGAAGAUGCUAAAAAUUUUGAAGAAAAUGAAAUUUCCUAUACUCCAAUAGCAACUACAAGUCAAUCGUCAAUAUUUUAUGCUCCAGCUGCAUAUCUUUUUAAUCCUUACAUUGUUUUAAAUUGUGUAGGAUUAACUACAACAGUAUUUUCCAAUUUAAUCACCUCUAUGACUCUUUAUUUUAUGAUUAAAAAAUCAAAAAUUGCUAUUGGUUUGCUAAUUCCUUUGUUAACUCUACAAAAUUUAUAUCCAGCAUCUUUACUUGUGCCUGCUAUUAUUUUUGUUGUUCGAGAUAUCAAUGACAAGUAUCAACGAAUUAAAAUGAUCAUGUUGAUGAUUAUAAUCUUCAUCAUUUCUCUAACUGCUUUAUUUUAUCUUUCAUUUAAUAUUACGGGAAGUUGGAGCUUCACAAAAAAUACCAUUGGGUUCAUUUUGAAUGUACCUGAUUUACGACCAAACAUUGGGCUUCAUUGGUACUUCUUCACGGAAAUGUUUGAACAUUUUCGAGGAUUGUUCAUUGCUACUUUUCAAAUUAAUGUGGGAUUACUUUAUAUAGUCCCAUUAGCAUUGAGGCUACGCAAAGAUCCAAUGUUACUGUCUUUUGCAUAUUUAUCAAUUAUUGCAAUUUUUAAAUCUUAUCCAAGUAUUGGAGAUGUUGGAUUCUAUAUGGCUUUAUUACCAAUGUGGCAACAUUUAUUUCGACAUAUGCAGCAAGGAUUUAAUGUUGGUUGUUUCAUGCUCUUCUGUACUAUUUUCGCGCCAACUGUUUGGCAUCAAUGGAUUUAUGCUCGUUCAGCAAAUGCUAAUUUUUAUUUUGGAGUUACUCUAGCAUUUGCUAUAGCACAAAUAUUUUUGCUAACUGAUAUAUUAUUUGCAAGCUGUAAACGUGAAGUAGCACUAAAAAAUCGGCUUAAUCAAGAAGUUAAUGGUCAAAAAGUUAAAUUAAUAUUAGAAUAAUACUGUACAGUUCCAUAAUUUUUAAUAUAAUAAAAAUUUUUUCUAUUA